Colletotrichum destructivum is the source of this 637-nucleotide messenger RNA. Its product is annotated as Putative mitochondrial outer membrane translocase complex, subunit Tom5. NCBI's taxonomy places the organism in Eukaryota, Fungi, Ascomycota, Sordariomycetes, Glomerellales, Glomerellaceae. The transcript has 3 exons. The record is from RefSeq and is a predicted model, not a curated record. The coding region runs from base 130 to 282 and encodes 50 amino acids.
CAUCAUCGCUGAACCUGGCAACCCAACCGCGAAAUACUAUCACCACCUCACGAUCCAUCCACCCACUCCGAUAUCACACCACCCCCCGUCCCCAGUCAGUCUUUUAUCGAAAAAAAGCAAACCAUCAAAAUGUUUGGAGGAUUCGCGCCGCCCCAGCUCAGCGAGGAGGAGAUCAAGCAGAUGGAGGCCGAGGCCAGCUUCUCCGUCCAGCAGGUCGUCGUCUCCGCUGUCUUGUUGUACCUCUCCCCCUUUGCUAUCGACGCCGUCUCCGGCUUCUUUUAAACGAAAAAUCUCCUAUCCAGGGGGCUUGAAGAGGACCCAUCUGGGGUUGGAUAUCACGACGAACAGUGACGUGAAACAAAACGUCUCGUCUGUAACGCAAGACAGGGCCGCCACGACGAUGAGCUGCGCGGCCAUCCCGCCCGCCUAGGGCAUGUGUAAUGGGGAUGAAUACCCCCCCUCUUAUGUAAAAUAUCAUCUGUACACUGUACAAAGGGCUGGUCGGAUGGGGCUAUGGAUAUAGAUCACAACCGGAAUCACGGCAAAAACAAACAUCACGACUUUUGUUCGACACGGCCUCGAUCGAUGCGUGUCCAUGUGUGAAGGAGUGGUUCGCCGCACAUCCAAACCCUCACCC